This is a messenger RNA of Sceloporus undulatus (fence lizard), 408 nucleotides long. It is a transcript of the gene IL21, whose product is annotated as interleukin 21. The record is from RefSeq and is a predicted model, not a curated record. Gene Ontology annotation, cellular component: extracellular region. Gene Ontology annotation, biological process: immune response. Bases 1 to 408 code for a protein of 135 amino acids. The transcript is spliced from 4 exons. Gene Ontology annotation, molecular function: cytokine receptor binding. Lineage: Eukaryota; Metazoa; Chordata; Lepidosauria; Squamata; Phrynosomatidae.
AUGCAAAAGAUGUUAAUCUGUUGCCUGAUUUGUGUCUGCUCCAUCAGUUUGGUGCAGGUUGAAUCCACUACAGUGUUUGAGGAGCUUUUGAAGAACGUAGCUGCCUUGAAAAGAAUGGCAAAAUCAGGCGCUGACGAACUCUAUUCACCAGCAAUAAAUACUAAGGUUUGUCUGCUCUCAACUUACAAAUGCUUUGUAAAUCAGUCUUCAUUACUGAAGCCAGCAGAUGGUCAAAGAGAAGAAGAUUUCAACUACCAUCUUCAGCGCGUCAAGUUUUCUACAACUGUUGUUAAACUCAACAAUACUAAUCUGAAUUGCCGUUCUUGUGACUCUUAUAAGCUAAAACCUGCACAAGAAUUUCUGACAAACUUUCGGCACUUGCUACAGAUGGUAAGAUACAUUUAUUGA